Messenger RNA from Neurospora crassa OR74A, 2062 nucleotides. RefSeq lists its product as hypothetical. The transcript is spliced from 4 exons. Bases 173 to 1831 code for a protein of 552 amino acids. NCBI's taxonomy places the organism in Eukaryota, Fungi, Ascomycota, Sordariomycetes, Sordariales, Sordariaceae. The record is from RefSeq and is a predicted model, not a curated record.
GAUUCCUUUUGCUUGUCGAGAGGAACCCAUACUUCCACGGUUCUUUUGAGUUGCACGCUAAGACAAAGUUAAACAGAACCGUUCACUUCCGCCGUGCCGUGGGCAGCUAUACCGCAUUUCGCAUUCCCACGUCCACUUUAUUGGUUGUUUCGUCCUGGCCUCAACAGUUGCCAUGACCUUCCCGGGCUUUCCCACAGAAAUUUGGUGGCUUAUUGUUGACCAGGCUGCCAGUAUAAAAGACCUAUCAACAAUGUUUCUCAUUGCUCGUCUCAAUCGUACCAUGGCAUGCUUUGCCUUGCCGCUAAUGUACGGCAUCGUCAAAGGGUUAAUGUAUGACGACGCGGACAGGCAGUCGGUCUGCUUCUGGAGAUCUAUCAUUGUGUCCAGCCUGGGGAAGACCUUAUAUCCGUACUGCUGUUGGGUUAAGACACUUGACUUCUCCGAUCUCCUCAACUUCCUCCAAAAUUUCGAUAAAUCAGAGGAUGCCCAACUGCGUUACAAAUUUUACAGCCCGCCACUUCGCUACCUACAACUACUCCAAAUUAAUAUAUCCAACCCAGACCAUCCAUUCGACCAAGACAAUUUCGAUGGCAACGUAGGUCCACAUGUGCUAUUCUGUGAAGUCGUCAACAAGAUCACAGAAGGUAUCAGGGCUACCGCCGACCAGGGGCACGUCACUUCCCAUUUAACUAAAGUUCGGUUUCCGAACCUAGAAUAUCUGCCCUGUAUAUUAUAUUUUCCUGUGUGGAUUUCAAGGCUCACUGGAUUGACAACGCUUCAUAUCCAUGACAUAUCUUUACUGAACGAACAGGUGACUCUGGCUAUUGCUGAGAACUGCUCUGCCCUCAAACAUUUCAAAUGUUAUAUCAUACCAUCUUAUGAAGCUGAAAGACAUCUCAGCAGUUUGCUGCAAACGCUUCCUCCUAACACAAUCGAAUCUUUUACGGUCAUACGAGGUGCUAUAAGUGGCCCACACGUACUAAAGGCUCUGGAUCGGCAUUCUGGCUCUCUGAAACUCAUUCAGUUGACAAAAUUGGAGGCCAGAGCUCUGGGCGCAUUGAACGAGCUUCAAAAGUGCAAUGCACUGGAGAGUCUGUAUCUCGACGCCAUCGUUGGCCCAGACUUUGACUUUGUACGGUCCGAUACAGCAGUCUACGGUCAGUGUGUGGAUUGGCUGCAAAACUGCGGCCAAAUGACACACCUCAGCUUGGGCUUUUUCCCUGGUGGCACGCAACUUCUCAAGGAUUCAUUGACAGGGCCAAAGCUCCGUCUUAAGUCUCUCACCCUGAUGUCAGUUGAGGCAAAUGCGCCCUGGUAUAGUGAGCUACAUCACCAAACGAAACUUGAGUACUUGAACGUUGAAGUCCCACAGUUAGAGUUUCAGGAACUUGGACCUGCCACUGGGAGAUGCCAGGGCCUUGCCGCAGGCAUAUCGCGCUGUCCAGAGCUCAAGGAACUGGAGACGGAAGAGUAUCUCUCGGUCGCAGAUAUCAGCAUAAUCAGCGAAGGGGCUUUGAAGUUGGAAAAAAUCAGCUUCAGCGGGAGUCUGGUCCAUGAUGCGCACAUCAUGCCACUUGCAAACCUUCCGCGCCUUAAGGAAGUAUACGUCACAGGUGACUCGGCCUUCACGGCCUCGGGGAUCCUGAAAUUCUUCCAAAAGAUGGAAGAAACCCCCGACCAUGACCAUCAGGGGUUUGAAUUCGGCGCGGCGUUCCAGCAAGGCACUUCGAUUGGACAGAGAGAGUACAUACGCAUUCGUAAGGCAGCCAAGCGAGCCUUUGAUGGAGAUGUUGAUAUCCGGUUCAUUGAUUCCGACGGAGAAGAGUACUGAUUCCAGGAUAACCUAGAGUCUUGGUAGCCCCUCAAGGCACGGAAACUGUGAAUGACUGAUACUAACGAGGCCGCGGCUCAAUCAAGUAGUUGGGAGGGCCCCUGAUAAGGGAGAAAAUUAGGGGUGGCUAACAUGUUCACAUGAUGUUUGUUGCCGGUCGUAAAUAAGCACGGAGAGAGAAAUUAUAUGCCUGGAAGAAAUCCGAUGUACAUCUUCAUUCGAAACUCCCGG